AUGAGGUUAACGCCGAUCGCGAUCGCCGUUCUGUUCGCGAAUUUCGCCUCUGCAGCCACGCGAAAUUCUGCCCCUUUUCGUGCUCCGGGGCCGCCGCUGGCCUAUCCGCCAGCUGACCCCGAUGACCGCGGAAUUCCAACGAAAGCAGUGCUCCUUGAUAGAUACGUUGAGCAAAAGCUGGACCACACGAAUCCCAACGAUGCCAGGACGUGGUUUCAGCGUUAUCUAAUCGCUGACGAAUUUUACACGCCUGGCGGUCCAGUGUUUGUGUUUCUCAGCGGCCCGUGGAAAAUCGACGGCGAAAUUGCUGUGAACGGAUCGAUUGGCCUGUUGGGCCGCGAUUUGGGAGCGGUCCUCAUCGAUUUAGAGCACAGAUUCUACGGAAAAAGCAAACCAACCGAGUCGUUGACAAUCGAAGAUCUGGCCUUUCUCACCAUCGAACAAGCAAUUUCGGACAUCGUGAAUUUUGCCACGUUUUUGAAACAGAAUGAUGAGAUGUUUUCUGGGCCGUGGAUUCUGUACGGAUCAGGCUACUCUGCCAGCUUGGCCGCGUGGACGCGCGCCCAGCAUCCAGAUAUUUUUGCUGGAGCUUAUGCUUCUUGCCCGCGAUUGCACGUGACACCGUAUUUUGAAGACUACUACAGAGUAGUGUACUCUGCCCUGGAAGAGGCCUCUCCUGGCUGUGGAAAUUUAGUCUGGCAAGGGUUCGAAGAAAUGUCUUUGAUAGUCGCCAGUGGAGACAGUGAAACGCUUGCCCAGCAUUUCACUUUUUGCGAUGGAAAAAUCGACACUCGAGACCCUUAUGACGUGCAGAAUUUGUAUAACAUCGCGACUGAGCACUUUGGCCAAGAGGUGGAGACAGCAAGGGUUGGAAAUUUGACCGACAACGUUUGCUAUUGGAUGGAAUUUGAGUCCCUCGGCACGCCAUUUGAAAUGCUUGCCUUUUUGGUAAAUGAAUUUGGCACGUGCUACAUCAGCGAUUAUCAAGAGGUUCUCGAGUAUGCCGUCAACAGCACAUUUUGGCAGGAAGACUAUUACGGAAAACAGUGGAUGUAUCAACAAUGCUCAGAACUCGGCCAGUUUCUAACGACGGGAUCCACUCUGGGACCAACUUAUGUUUCUAUUGAUUACUUCUUACUCUACUGCAAGACGGUCUUCGGUUCGCAAUACAAUUUGCUCCAUUUGGAGCAGAGUGCUGCCCGUCUGAAUGAACUGUACGGCGGUCUGACUCCGAAGGGGACGAAAAUCGUGUACACUGUGGCUUCGUUAGAUCCAUGGCACACACUAGGCAGCCACUCUGCAUCACCGGAGAGCCCGUUGAUCAUGAUCCAAGGGGCUUCGCACAGUUUGGAUUUGAGCGGUCCAGGUCAAAACGACACGUUCUUCGUGCAAGACGCGCGGCGGCAAGUGGCCGAAUUGAUUCAAUCCUGGCUGUGAGAGAUCAAUAAAGAAGCAACGACUCCUAGGAAAAAUCGAAAGUGGAUGAAAUUUAACCCACAUUUCACAGCGUCAGGUCGAAUUAAAACGGAUUAGACACGCGUACCGUUCGGACAGGAGGGUUUCGCGCUCUCUGCAUACCAAGCGUCGUGUGUUUGCAUAUAUUCACCGGCAACAGGAGCAGUUAUAAAUUUCAAGGAGUCAGCCGAAACCCAUUUGCAUUUGGUAAUAACACGUAAGCCACGGCGUUUUUCUCUCUCGACCAGCGAUCAAAUGCAAUUAUUUAAAUCGGGGCUGAGAGGAGAGCACCUGUGCUCCGACCAGCACAGAUUAUAAAAAUAAACGCCGUAAAAGACGGACGGACGAAGCACCAGUGAAAUCUGCACAUGUAAUCGCAGCGUGGCCGGCGAAAAAUGUGGCAAUCAUUUACUCAUCUCUUCGGCAGCUUUUUUACUCUUACCCCAGCCUGAGAAACCGA
Cloeon dipterum is the source of this 1915-nucleotide messenger RNA. RefSeq names its product putative serine protease K12H4.7. Gene Ontology annotation, molecular function: dipeptidyl-peptidase activity; serine-type exopeptidase activity. Lineage: Eukaryota; Metazoa; Arthropoda; Insecta; Ephemeroptera; Baetidae. Gene Ontology annotation, biological process: proteolysis. The record is from RefSeq and is a predicted model, not a curated record. The transcript is spliced from 9 exons. The coding region runs from base 1 to 1437 and encodes 478 amino acids.